UAGUCAUUAUUUUAAUUUAUCGUCAGGCAAUAUUUUGUGUUUCUAUUUUGUAUGAAAUGAGAGAGUGAUAUGGCGGGGCUACUGACUCAACGACUGUGCUCGUCGUUGUCGCGCCUGCAACCUUGCUUCGUGCCCAAUGGCGCACUCGCGGAACGCACGUCGCGUCGUGUUCUAAAGUCAUUGCCUCCAGCCCAAUGUCGUUACCUGGCCAUCACAGCAGAGUGUCGUCAAAAGUUAGAUACAUCAAAGCCAGGGGCACAAAGAAGUGAGAAAAGCAAAGGUGCUAUUGAGCAAAUUCUUGAAUCAGAGGCAAGCCGCAAAUCACAGCUCACAACAGCUGAGAAAGUGGUGGAAGCUGGCAAGGAUGCAGGCUACUCUAUGGUUGCCAUGUUCGGCUUGGGAAUGGUCUGUGUUGCAGGAGGUUUUCUCAUCUACAAUGAGUUCAGUGGCAGCCAGCCAUCAGUCAUAUUUCGCCGUUCGCUUCGCAUUGUCCGUAAAGACAAGCAGGUCCAGAGUUUAGUUGGAUCUCCAUUCAAAGCAUUCGGAUUCUCGAAUACAAUCAGCAGAGGCUAUCGGCACCAGGUUUAUAGCGUGGACUACCUGUUGGGAGCAUUUGAAGAUCUGCAUCGACAGGUCAAGUACAAUAUCAAAGGCAAGCAUCGCCAAGCAGUCGUGACUGUCGACAUGAAGGAGACUAAAAAGGGCAGUGGCAAGUUUGACUAUUAUAGUAUCGUAGUUGAGGCAACCGGCUCACCACCUAUCAUGAUCCUGGACAAUCGCUACAGUGACAUCUCCUUGGCUUCUUACAAGGACCUUGAUGGUCCACCCAGUCCUAGCACUUGAAGAGUGGUCUGUACGGUCUUGCGACAUUCAAUCACUGUGCAUAGCUUGCAACGUGGACACAAUUCCCUUACCCUCCCCCCCCCCCCCCCUACCAUGCCUGAACUGAGACUCUUUUUGUGUGUGCAUAUUGCUAUCUGUUCUUCACAGAUGCUUGCUUUGUACAUACCCGCUGUUGUAUAUUUUUCUCUUUUUUCAUACUGUAGCUUUUCUGCCAUUCUCCCACUGCGAACAGAGCUUUCUCACAAAAUGUUUACACACGUACAGUAUGACGAAGCAUGACGCAGAGCAGCAGCUUCUCAGAAAUUUCUAUAAUAGCACAGCCAUCGGACCGGGGCUGCUGGCAGCACACUGUUCUAACUCAAUCCAUGCAUACAAUAUUAUGUACAUAACAGAAUUAGAUACGUUUUUUUAAAUGACUGUAAAGAUCAGAAUGAAACGAGAGAAGAAGAAAAAACGAAACAUAAAAUGGUCUUCUGGGAUGCUGGUGCAGGGGAUGGUGUAUGUUACAUGCGGGCGGCUGUAAAAAACGCUACAACUAUAAUGGCCGGAGCGAAAUAAAACUAUGGCAGAUAGUUUGCAAUGUGAA
Messenger RNA from Sycon ciliatum, 1429 nucleotides. RefSeq names its product mitochondrial import inner membrane translocase subunit Tim21-like. NCBI's taxonomy places the organism in Eukaryota, Metazoa, Porifera, Calcarea, Leucosolenida, Sycettidae. Gene Ontology annotation, biological process: protein import into mitochondrial matrix. Gene Ontology annotation, cellular component: TIM23 mitochondrial import inner membrane translocase complex. The record is from RefSeq and is a predicted model, not a curated record. Bases 70 to 843 code for a protein of 257 amino acids. The transcript is spliced from 6 exons.